AUGGGUGCGCUUCUCCCGGAAUCCAGAAAGAGCCAACCACUUGUCGCCGGCUUCAAGGCUCAUGUUGCCUUGCCUUGCCUUACCCUGCAGCUCUGGCUGUGGUUCUGGUUCUGGUUCUGGCUCUGGCGAGAGGAUCCAACCCCCCUGAACACACUCGGCUCGGUAUCCAGUGAGCUUGCGUCGUCGCCAUCCUUCUCCUCCGAUCUUUUUGGAUGCUCUGCUGCACCCAUUCUGCCUGUGUCUGCACCUGCACCUGCCGCUGCUGACGCCACCUGGAGACCAGUUGCUUUUACCCUGAGUUCUGCCCGUGGGCAUCCAUCCAGCCAGCCCCUCGCAUAG
Hymenoscyphus albidus is the source of this 339-nucleotide messenger RNA. The record is from the annotation of a GenBank genome assembly. NCBI's taxonomy places the organism in Eukaryota, Fungi, Ascomycota, Leotiomycetes, Helotiales, Helotiaceae.